Saprolegnia diclina VS20 is the source of this 4510-nucleotide messenger RNA. RefSeq lists its product as hypothetical. The coding region runs from base 1 to 4440 and encodes 1479 amino acids. The transcript has 17 exons. The record is from RefSeq and is a predicted model, not a curated record. Lineage: Eukaryota; Oomycota; Saprolegniomycetes; Saprolegniales; Saprolegniaceae.
AUGCUCGUCGCAUGGCUUGUCGGAGUCGUGGUCGCUGGCGCGGUGCGCGGCUUCGACUUGGCCGCGUCGGUGCUGCAGCCGCCGCACAUACGCGCCGGCUCGGCCUACUCGCCGACGCACGCCAACUUUUCCAUCUUUCUCGGUGCCAACUUGUCGCUGGCCGACUUUGAUGCGACCAAGACGAUCUUUCGCAAUGUCUUGGCCGAUAUGAUGGCCGUCGACGCAGCGAAUGUGCGCUUCACGCACAUUGAGACGCCCAGCUUGGAGCGUACGUCGCGUGGCAGCGUUGUGCUGACGCUGGCGGUCGACUACCUCGUGCCGUACGCCUGUAGCAGCGUUGACGGUAGCGUCGUCGCCGCUUCACUAAACCUACGAGCCAACCUCUCGAUGCCCGAGGCAAGCGCGGCGUGCAACCUACUGCCAACGUGUAGCGGGCUCUGCGUCGCGGUCGGUCCGGCGGCAGUCGACUUUAGCGAGCAAUCCAAGCGCAUGCGCCAAGGCCUCGAGCUCGGCUAUGCGACGCAGACAGGCGAGUGGCUCACGCUAAGCGAGAUAGCCUCUUCUUACCACUUGUACCCGGACGGGACCCAUGCUUUGCAGCUCGAAUCGGGCUCGAGCGUCGCGCUAUUGCCCUCUGCUUACCUCGCCAUCGAUGUCGCCUUGCGUGAUGCAGACGGCGCCGAUGCCAUCGCCGUCGUCUUUGCGAUCGUCGCGUCGCUGCGUUCGAACGCGCUGCCGAUGCUAGCCAGCAACGUUCGCUCGCUCCCGCUGUCGCCGAUCCCGCUCGAAGUCUACGGCUUGGCCUCGGUGUCGCUCUUGCGACUCACAAUGACCGACGCCUCUGUUCUGCGGCGGUCGUCGAUCGGCGCGGUGGUGCAAACGGGCGCGUGGCGCGCGCUCUUGCCAGCCAACAUCUCGGUCGUCGCCGCUGAUGUCAACUUGGAUGCGUCGCAGCCGUUCGUGCAAAUGCCGGCGCCCGUGUACAGCCACCCGCUUUUGAUCCUCCGCACCGGCUGUGCGAUCGCGCUCACGGACCUCGAAGGCAACGCGUCGUCGUUCUUUGACAGCGUUGCACGGGCAUUGCCGUCGUCGCUCGGGCUGCAGACGGGCCUGUCCGACACGCGACCGCUUUUCGCUGACAUUUCGAUGGACGUCGACGCUUCCGUGCUGUCAAUCGUGCUGCCUCUCGUGGCCAAUACCGGCGCGCCGAGCCUUGACGACGCCUUUGUCAUGCGCCUCUCGCUUGCGUUCUGGAACACGCCUUUCUACUGCAAUUUGUUUCCGUCGGCGACGCUGGAGCUGCCAUCACCGCCGUUCCAGACGUCGUACGCGACCUUGGCACUGACGUUAGAGAUGCAUGCGCCGUUAAACCCCUUUGUGUUUUACCGACUCAAGCACGCGAUUUGGUCGCUCCUGUCGCCCCUCGAUCUCGGGUACGCGGACAUUACGGUGGGGAGUGCGUCGUCAACAGCGGCCUUGACGCGGAUGUACACCUUGUACAUUUACUACUACACGAUCGACCAGCAGCAAGCGCUGCCACCUCUCUUUGCAUCUGCGGCAUGGCCCGACGCCUUUACAGCGUCGGUUGGGGCGUGGGCCGUGUUGCAGUCGACGCAGCUGCAAGUGCCAACGUCUAGUGUAAUCGACACGACGACGUACCCGGGGUCCUUCUACACCCCACCAGCACCCAACGCUCGCAUUUCCCCCUUUACGAUCACGAGGGUGGGCUUUGUCCGGCCGUUGCAAACGCGCUUGUUUCGGUCGCUCACGUCGCCGAGCAAUGCGCCGACAUCGACCAGUGUCCUUGUCGCAGUCACUUCGGGCUUUGCGUAUAACGCAUUCUACCUCGAUGCGGUGAGCAUGGGCGCCAUUAACGUGACGUUAAACGAUUUCACGCCGCUCGGAGGACAAGUUGCACCAAUUAUCUUGGCCAACCGAACGACGCAGUGGGCAUUUCUGAAUGCAGACGCCUCUGCAUCAGCGAUGGCGUUUUGCGUGCAUCUCAAGCAAGUGUACGAUGUACUGCUACUCUCGAUGAGCGACGACGCGUUGACCGUGUGCGUCGACACGUCGACGGCGUCGACGCAAGUAUCGAUGCAAAACAACCGGCCAGACGUACUCGACGCAACGUACGCGAUCACCAACGCCUACACCGUGACGCUGACGCUCCGCGAUGUCUCGGCGCGUCAGCCUUAUGCCCCGAGCGCGGCUUGCCUCGGGUGUCAAAAUGCCUUCUUGCAAUGCCGCAGUGAGCCUACGUGUCGUCAGCUCAGCGCGUGCUUGUCCGCUACAUCUAUGCCAACGCCAUUGGAGCGGUUCACGUGGUCCCCGGCCUUCCUCACAGCGCUGCAGGCGGCGGGUGUCGGCAACUCGGCCGACCUGCUCCCGGCGUUUGCAUUUUGCCACAACACCACGGACGCGACACCCACGACAAUGGCGGCGUGGGCCAAGUAUGUGGCGGGAAUGCAGUGCCUCGGCGUGAACGCGUGUCCGCUCAACUGGCUCGGCGCACCCGACACGUCGAGUGUCUUCAGUGCUGUGACGUUCUCGGUGGCUUCAACCGUGGUGCGUGACACGGUGGCACUGUCGACGACGUUGACGCGCCUCGUUGUUUCCGUGGGGUCGACCAACUAUGCGUUCCCGAAUGUCUCAGCCUCGACCAACUUUUCGGUCCUGGCGUCGGUGGUGCAGGCAACAGUGUAUGCGGGUGUACCUUUGAAUGUCCGACCGACUGUCGACAUGACUUGGCUUGCCUCGCGUCAGGAGCUUCAAAUACAGUACACGGCGAUGCCGCCACUGGCGCUUCCGACGCUUGUGGAGCCGCUCAACGCGGUGCGCUCCGUGCUCUCGACCGGCAGCCUGCGCGUCAACGUCGUGCCCUACGACGCCUAUGCAUGGACACCGAGUCUCUCAAGCUCUUUGAUGUACGAUCCGCUGUGGACCGUGACGCAAUGCGCAACCGAUUUCAACCUCACGUCCAGCUUCCUCAGCGGCUCGGACUACCUCGGACACCUGGCGAUCGAGACCGAAGCCCAGAUCGAGCGACUCGUGGCGACCUUCUUACCGGCCACCGCGGUGACGUGCCUCGCUUCGAUUCCUGGCGUUGUCAUGAACGCGUCCGUGGAGUUGGUGCUCAAUGACGUGCACUGCGCCGCUUUUGUGGCCUACCCCUGGACGUCGCUGCUCAACAUGUCGAACGCGUCCGCUCUCCAGGUCGCUUAUACCGCCGACGUCUGCCCGCUCUACACAACCCACGGCAAGGCGUGCAUUGAGACAGUAGUCGCGCCGACGAUCGCGAGGCUUUUCGAAGCGGCCGGUGGCUGCUGCGACCCGUUCGAGGCAGUGCUGCAGAGCAACUACUCGGUCGACAAUGCGACGCAGCUCGUGCGCAAAGGCACCAGUUUGUUCUUCUCGGCGCUCUGUGCACCCGCACCGGCGUGUGCGUCGUCGACCCCGUGUACGUCGGCGCUGCUCGCGCAACUGGCCCCGCCUCUUGUCUCGACGGCGUGGUUUGAACCGAUUCUGUGGUCACUGCAAGUGAGUUCGAGCCAAGUGAGUGCGCUCUGGGCCGGCGAGACGGUGGUGACGACGUCGGGCCGGUCCUUCUCCUUGUACAAUGCGACAAACUGUGCACUCGAUGGCUGCGGCGACGCAUGGAAUGCGCUGUGGUCCUGGCUCGCGACGUUUCCGGUCUGGUCGACGUACCCCAUGACACAGGACAACUUGUCCAACCUCUUUGCGCCCAACGCGUCGCUGUGCGUCGAGGGUCCGCAUCUGCUGCAGCUGGCCAACGACAUUCUCGACAUGUGGCACCCGUGGCCCCUGUCGUGGUCGUGGCUGCGCUCGUGGACGAGCGCGUUGUACAGCAACUUGGACUACAUAUUUUCGACUUGGAUGGACAACCAGUGCUACCACAUUCCUUUUCGCAGCCCAGCGCCGACGGCAACCAGUAGUACUCCUCUACCAAGUGUCAACAGCUCGACGAAUGCCACGGCCUCAGGCAGCGGCUCGGGCUCGUUCGACACCAUUACAGCACCGCCAGUGACCGCGAGCUCCAGUGGUAGCGGUACGGCACCGCCAGCAUCGACCACAGAGCUACCCCGCGCGACGCAAGAAGCGUCAUCGACGUCGGGAAGCAGCUCGUCAGUGGCCGACGCGCCGCCACCGACAACGACGGAGCCUGUAGCGGCAAAUCCACCGGCAGGAGCGGGCAGUAGCUCUGCCGUCACCGAGACGCCAACGCCGACGCCAGCGCCUGCACCGACGGAGCCUGUAGCCGCAAAUCCACCGGCAGGAGCGGGCAGUAGCUCUGCCGUCACCGAGACGCCAACGCCGACGCCAGCGCCUGCACCGACGGAGCCUGUAGCCGCAAAUCCACCGGCAGGAGCAGGCAGUAGCUCUGCCGUCACCGAGACGCCAACGCCAACGGACGGCAACUGAGCACAGCGCUCAACCCCACUUCCCACCGUGACUCCAUCAAUAAUCCAUAUUUUCUCUUGCGUAUCGUCAA